UGUGGCAGGGAAUACGGAGAAGAAGAGAAUUAUAAUAGGCGUCAUCUCAGGAGUUGGGGGGAUCCUCCUAAUAUGCUUAGUUUUCUUCCUCAUCUACUACCAACGCCGACGGAAGGGAGCCGUCUUUGCCCUUUUCAAGACUAGAAGCUCGUCUCCAUCUUUAUCCCCACUCUCUGCAAGCAUCCCUUCCUAUCCCCACUAUGGAGUCCCCGUCUUCACCUACGAAGAACUCGAAGAAGCCACUAACAACUUCGAUUCCAAUCAAGAACUCGGUGAUGGAGGCUUCGGCACCGUAUACUAUGGGAAGCUACGGGACGGGCGAGAGGUUGCAGUGAAACGCCUCUAUGAGAACAGUUGCAAGCGCGUCGAGCAGUUCAUGAAUGAAAUCGGAAUCCUUGCCCGUUUGCGUCACCAGAACCUCGUCACGCUCUACGGCUGCACUUCACGUCACAGCCGUGAACUCCUUCUCGUAUACGAAUUCAUCUCCAACGGAACCGUCGCCGAUCAUCUCCACGGUGACAGAGCAGAGUCUGGUUCACUCCCAUGGCCUACCCGUAUGAGCAUCGCCAUAGAGACGGCUCAAGCACUCUCAUACCUCCACGCUUCUGAUAUCAUACACCGUGACGUGAAGACUAACAACAUCCUCCUAUGCAAAAAUUUCCAUGUCAAAGUUGCAGAUUUCGGGUUGUCCCGUCUUUACCCAAACGAUGUCACCCACGUCUCCACUGCUCCACAGGGUACUCCAGGCUACGUUGAUCCAGAGUAUCGCCAGUGCUACAGGCUUACAGAAAAGAGCGAUGUGUACAGCUUUGGGGUGGUUUUGAUUGAGCUCAUAUCAUCAAAACCUGCUGUAGAUAUCACUAGGGAUUAUCAUGAUAUUAAUUUGGCUAAUUUAGCAAUCAAAAAGAUUCAGAAUCGAGCUGUGCACGAGCUGGUCGACCCAUGUCUCGGAUAUGACACUGAUGUUACAGUGAAGGGGAAGAUGACAUCGGUGGCGGCUUUAGCUUUUAGGUGUCUGCAAAAAGAGAAGGAGUUGAGGCCUUCCAUGGAUGAGGUGUUGGAGGUGUUGAAAGGAAUAGAGAGUGAGGACUACAAGAAUGCGAUGGAUGGGGGACAAGGGUCAGCAGAGGUAAUCGAUAUUCCCAUGGAUUAUGCAGUAGAAGGGCCCUCCAAGAAUAAGAAUAAUAAUAAUACACCGCCGCCACCGCUGCGGACACCACCGGCGGCUCCACCCAAUUCUUUCAACGAUAAGGGAGUGAGCAAUUAG
Molecule: messenger RNA, 1267 nt
Organism: Telopea speciosissima
Lineage: Eukaryota; Viridiplantae; Streptophyta; Magnoliopsida; Proteales; Proteaceae
Product: LEAF RUST 10 DISEASE-RESISTANCE LOCUS RECEPTOR-LIKE PROTEIN KINASE-like 1.4
Exons: 3
Coding region: 377-1267 (296 amino acids)
Biological process (GO): protein phosphorylation
Molecular function (GO): ATP binding; protein kinase activity
Source: RefSeq, a predicted model, not a curated record